Closterium sp. Yama58-4 is the source of this 1128-nucleotide messenger RNA. The record is from the annotation of a GenBank genome assembly. NCBI's taxonomy places the organism in Eukaryota, Viridiplantae, Streptophyta, Zygnematophyceae, Desmidiales, Closteriaceae.
AUGCUUCUAGACAAUUCUCCUGCCGUGGUCUCUCACCGUCGAUCCCUCAGUCACCCCCUUAGUGAAAGUUCUUCGACUAACGCAAAUCAGGUUUCCGUUACGCGUCAGGCCCGCGCCGGCAAACCCGACGGACGUAGCUCCGCGUCACAGUCAGAAUUGCCUGUCAUCAGCCGGCCAGCCGACACGGCGAACGGCAAGCGGUCAAUCCGGCGAAACGGGCCGCUGCGACCGUUCCACGCGGCGAUGACGUGCGACAGCUCGGGUUACAGCAAGUGGCAGUCGCGAGUCAUGUAUUUUUAUUACAAGAAAUGGCAGCGCGAACCGGGCGGGGAGGAGAUGGGCGGAUUUACUCGCGUGCUGCACACGGGGAAGGAAGACGAGCUUGUGGAGGAAAUCCCGACCUUCGUCGUCAACCCGCUGCCGCCGCAACAACAAACGGACUAUGUUGUUUUGAAUCGCCCAUAUGCAUUCGUGCAGUGGAUUCAACAAGCAACCUUCCCUGAAGACUACGUAUGGAUGGCGGAGCCAGACCAUUUGAUUCUGCGCCCCAUCCCCAACCUCUCAGUGGGGGACAUGCCCUCCGCCUUCCCCUUCCAUUAUAUUGAACCUGCCAAAAAUAAAGAGGCACUGCACCGCUGGUUCCCUCCAGAGAAGGGCCCCAUUAACAAGAUUGACCCCAUCGGCAACUCCCCUGUCAUCAUCCACAAGCACUUGCUGCGUCGGCUGGCACCACUCUGGCACAACGUGACUCUCGAAAUGAAAUCAGAUCCGGUGGCUGAUAAGGCGUUUGGAUGGGUGCUGGAAAUGUACGGAUAUGCCACGUCAGCUGCCCUCUUGGGGAUACAGCACACUCUACACCGGAUGUGGAUGAUUCAGCCGCCAUGGGAUGCAGAGCCUGGGGACUCAUACCUUAUCCACUACACAUACGGCUGUGACUUCGACCUUAAUGGCAAGAUGACCCCAGGGGUGGUGGGUCCAUGGCACUUUGACAAGAGGGACUUCAACACAGCACCCCCUCGCAAUCUCUCCCUCCCACCCAAAGGAGCUGCUCCCUCCGUUUUCAAGCUGGUUUCCAUGAUAAACGAUGCCACAUGGAGCAUUCCAAAUUGGAGGGCAGGAGCUCCCUAG